CGAGACAGACAGGUAUUAGAUACCGUUUGAAAGUGCUGCCGGACUUUACUCGUAACCUAAUGGCAAACCUUCAUCCAUCUCAAAAAUCCGACACAAGUGAGAUAACAUUCAUUUCCUGAUUAUUCAUUCUUUCAAGAAGGAGAUGGUGUCAAAUGUUGUUAUUUAGGUUAAUAAUGAACCUUCAAGUGAUAGUUGUGCUCAUCUUUCUUUUGAACGUGAUCCCGCCCUUCCAAUCAGUUCAGUCCCCCAGCCACCUGAGGCCAUCGUCAAGUUCCAAUGGGGACAGAGCGUGUUCCCUUUUGAUAGCCGUUGAUGAGCUUCUGUUCAAUCACUUUCAGAGGAAUUUCACUCGUAUCACAGAGACAGUGAAAGAUCUCGUGACAGGAGCCAACGACAUCUACUCAAGGGAUAUCUUUCUGGGACAAUUCAAAGGGAUCUACUUUCGAGUGGAAGAGAUUCGGAUACUUUUCGAGUUUUGCCCCACUUGUAAUCGAACGGCUCGACAAUUCUUGGACACCUUUGCCUUGAUAGACUUUUCACAGUUCUGCUUGGCCCACUUGUUGACUUAUCGGGACUUUCCAGAUGGACUUCAGGGAAUGGCUCAUCGGGGAGCAUUUUGUUCCCGUAACCAAAAUACGGGAUUCACAAGUCUUCUGAACCAUGGGGUUCAAACACACAUCAAGGACUCGGUGAUCACCUUUUCUCACGAGUUGGGGCACAAUUUCGGGGCAGAUCACGACGAGAAUCGAGGCUGUUCUUCCAAAUACAUCAUGGCCUCCACAGCGGUUGAAGGCAAUAUCAACAGGUUUUCAACUUGUUCCCAAAAGUCCAUUCGAUCCCAUCUGGCAAAACGUUUAUCCUUGCGGAGGUACUCCAAUUGCUUGCAACCCAUGUCAAGGUCAAGGUCCAAACAAGUAUCCUUGUGCGGCAACGGGAUCGUCGAGGGGUCCGAAGAAUGUGAUUGUGGCCUUGAUUACUCCCAAUGCGCUGAUCCUUGUUGCUAUCCAGCUAAUAUUGAUCCCGGGGAUCGCUAUCUCAACUCUUCAGCUACACCUUGUGGUUGGAAUCAAAAACCAUUGUGCUUAAGCCAAUGGGAUCCCAUUUGGAAGUUCGGUUUGGUGGCGCCUUGGCUCUUUCUAAGCUGUGGAACGGUUGUUAUAAGCUUGGGCCUUUAUUACGAUUGGCGCCAUAAUCGGAUUUUUUUCCUAAAGCACGAGGUUAUGAUCUUAAAUGGUUUCAAAGAACACGCACUAAGGGAGCACCAUCAAAUUCAAGAUAACCAUCCCAAACCCAACUCGAAUUUUGUUCAAUGGCACCCAAGACCUCCUUUGCCAAUGCAACUGCGGCCUUCGUCACCUGCCAAGCCCCGAUUUUCAACCAAACCUGUAUUGCCACAUCCUUGCCCGAACCUUCCUCCUAGUCAUCGAAAAGCAAAGCCCAUUCUCAGGCCUUCUGCUAUUCCGACCGGAACGAGGCCACUUCCACGUCCAAUUACACCUAGUCCCACCCCAUUGGAACGACCAACAUUCAACCUCCGGCUAAUGUUACCGGUCAAUCAAAGACCAACAAGACUUCCCUAUCGAGGGGAAAGGCAAUUUGAUAAACAAAGCUAGUCACCGAUUCAGAUUAUUAUUAGGGUCCCUUGAAAUCAAGCCAAUUCGCUAAUGCGAUUUUUGGUCCAUGCCAUUGCCUCUUAUUUAAAAUACCACAUGGUCGACAAUUUUUUUAGACCCUCUCACCGGAGUUUUCCCGAAGUCUUUUGUAAAUAAAAAUGUGUUGGACUGAG
This is a messenger RNA of Tigriopus californicus, 1786 nucleotides long. RefSeq names its product disintegrin and metalloproteinase domain-containing protein 10-like. Gene Ontology annotation, molecular function: metalloendopeptidase activity. Gene Ontology annotation, biological process: membrane protein ectodomain proteolysis; Notch signaling pathway. Bases 153 to 1613 code for a protein of 486 amino acids. NCBI's taxonomy places the organism in Eukaryota, Metazoa, Arthropoda, Copepoda, Harpacticoida, Harpacticidae. Gene Ontology annotation, cellular component: plasma membrane. The transcript is spliced from 2 exons. The record is from RefSeq and is a predicted model, not a curated record.